AUGUGGUCAUCAGUUAGCUUAUCAUUCAAAAACUAUUCCCAUCAGAAUACUUUGUGGCAGCGAUUUUUCAUCAAGUCUUGUCGUCUAUUCAGUAGGAGAUCUUUAUGGAAUGUAUAUACUUCGAGGUCAUUCAUUAUACCAUUAAGCAGGUUUUCAUAUAACCAUAAUCAGCAAAAAACCUCUGAUCAUUCAAGACUGCUUGUCAAAACAGCUUUCGCUACUGCAUUCCUCACAAAGAUUUGGAAAGACGAAGAAGAAGAACAAGAAGAUGAAACCAAUCUCUCCGAAAAUUUGAAUAGUUUACAUACUCCAAUAGUUGCUAAAUGUGCAGAAAUUGUAAAACCAAUACCUAAAGACAGACAAGCUGCAAUUAAAGCUCUCGAUGUGGUUGCAGAUGUCGCGCAGGAUGUACAACCAGCGGUUGUUUCAAUUACCAGUACCGACAAAGGUUUCCUUUCCCUACAAACACGUUCAACUGGUUCAGGCUUUAUUGUGGACAAUUCAGGUCAUGUAGUGACAAAUGCUCAUGUGGUUGGCUAUCGGGGUGAUGUUAUGGUUCAUCUAUGUGAUGGUCGUUCAUUUCCUGGUAAAGUUCUAGCAGUUGAUGUAUCCUCAGACUUGGCACUUAUUCGAUUAGAUGUAAAGAAGAAUGUUGCUGAAAACCUUCCGCACUUACCAAUGGCUGCUAAUUUACAAAGAAUUCGUCCUGGUCAAUUUGUAUUAGCCUUAGGUAGCCCAUUAAUGUUGGCUAACAGUGUCACAGUUGGUGUUGUAUCUGCAGUCGAUAGAGAUCUUGGUCAUUCAGAAGGCUUAAAAUAUAUUCAAACUGAUGCUAUAAUAACAUUUGGUAAUUCAGGUGGUCCAUUGGUGAAUUUAUACGGCGAAGUGAUUGGAGUUAACGCUAUGGUGGCAGGUACAGGAGUAGGAUUUGCUAUACCUGUUGAUCAAGUUCGAAAAUUUAUACAAUUGGCUUUAUCAGCAUCAUCGAAAUCUCGAAGUUCUUCACCGCUUACAUCAAAAUCGCCUACUGAUCCAUAUAUUUUAGCUGACAAUUCAACUAGAACAGAAACUGGAACCCAACGUCGGUAUUUAGGUUUAGUUAUGCGAACAUUGACUCCAGAACUGGCCUUCGAAUUAGCUUCUCGUGGUGAACAUCAUUUUGUAGAUGUGCAUGACGGUGUCCUAAUUCAUGCUGUACUCAGAAACUCUCCAGCUCAAAGAGCGGGAUUGAAAGCAGGUGAUGUAAUAGUUGCUAUUGAUGGUAUACCUAUAGCAAAUGCCCAAGAAGUCUAUACGGCAACAGAAAGUCGAGAACGAAUAUCAAUUGUGAUAGUUAGACAAGGAAAACGUAUAACUAUAGAGAAUAUUCAAACUGAAAAAGUCUAA
This is a messenger RNA of Trichobilharzia regenti, 1386 nucleotides long. The record is from the annotation of a GenBank genome assembly. NCBI's taxonomy places the organism in Eukaryota, Metazoa, Platyhelminthes, Trematoda, Strigeidida, Schistosomatidae.